AUGUUCAGAUUCAAUAAACAAAUCUUUCGUCAGGUGUUGUUUACCAACCAUACCACCAAACACAAGUGGAAUAAUUUAAUUGAAGCUAAACAAAUUGAUAACCACAAAUUUUCUUCAGUAAACAUUAUAAAUUGCUCCAAAACAACCAGUUAUAGAGUAAGUAACAGGAUAAAACAUUGUCAGAAGUUUUCCAUAACCUCUAGGCUUUGUGAUAGUAAUUUCGAAAAUGAAUAUCAUGAUGAAGAUUAUGAAGAACUAGUAAAACGCACCUUGAAAAUAUCUGACACAGGCCAUCAAGUUUUAAUCAUUCAACCGUAUGUUAAAUGGGGUAAACAAAAGAAAAGAAAUACCACUCCUCAACUUCAGUUGGAUGAAGCAAUUGCGCUUAUUCAAAGUUUGCCCAUGUGGAAAGUAGUUAGCUCAAAAAUAAUUUCUCUAAUGAGUAUUGACAAGGCUAAAAUGUUUGGAAAAGGGAAUUUAAACAUGCUAACAGACCUUGUUAAAGAAAAUAAAACAAUAACUGCUGUAUUUGUCAGUGUUAAUAUGUUGAAUCCACUUCAACAAGAGUUACUGGAGAAAGAGUUUGGUGUACCAGUAUUUGACAGGUAUACCAUAGUUGUACAAAUUUUCAAACUUCAUGCCACUACUAGAGAAGCCAAAUUGCAAGUAUCGAUGGGAGAGAUUCCAUAUCUAUGGAGUAGGUUACGAGCUGACAAAGAGGGGAUGAGUGAUAAAAUGGGAGGAGGAGCGACAGUCGGUGGUCCAGGGGAAACUUAUUUAGAAAUCAAGAGGCGUUUGCUGCAAGACAAAGAAAGGAAACUGAAGAAUGAAAUAAAGAAGCUGAAAUCUCAAAGAGACCUGCUACGUAGCAAGAGGAAAGACCUGAAUAUUCCUACAAUUGCAGUUGUCGGUUACACAAAUGCAGGAAAAACGUCUUUAAUUAAAGCUCUCACAAAAGAAGAUAAAUUAAGACCUAGGAAUGUGUUAUUUGCCACUCUAGACGUAACAGUGCACACUGGACAUUUGCCCUCAGGUUUAAAAGUGUUAUUUGUUGACACUGUUGGCUUCUUGUCUGAUAUUCCAACAGGUCUGAUUCAGUCAUUUGUUGCUACAUUGGAAGAUGCUGUUCAGUCAGAUGCCAUCAUACACGUUGUAGAUGCUAACCAUCCUGAUUCUAAAGCUCAAAGUGAACAUGUCUUAGAAACUUUAAAAGGUAUCAAUUUGCCAGAUAAUCUGUUAGAGAACAUGAUAACAGUUGCAAAUAAGAUAGAUCUUGUUUCUGAUUUUUGUAUAGAUGUAGGUAACGACGCUUUAUCCGUCUCGGCAACAGAAGGAACAGGAUUGGAUAUUUUGAAGCGAAAGGUAGAAGAGAAGAUUAUAAAAGCCACUGGGCAAAUUUUCAUUAAGAUACGAGUUUCAAAUGGUGGUGAAGAACACACGUGGCUACAAAGGGAAGCUACUGUAGUCAAUGUUGCAGCAGAUGAAAACAAUUACCAAUUUGUAUUUUUAAAUACACUUAUCACUGAGCCAAAGUUAAAUAUAUUCAAGCACAGGUUUAUAUCAUCAAGAGCUAAGAAGGGUAAAAGCUGAUAAGACAAUUUACAAUUUUCUGCUACAGUAGAGUCUUGAUUAUCCGACCUUGCCUUCGGACGGCGGAGUACAUUUAAAUUGUGUGUUUUCUCCCUAUAGCCCCUGUCACACGGAGCAUGUUUUGGAAAACCGGCAUCUUGUGACUGAUCCUCCAGCACUCAGCAGCUAGAAACACUUGCAUGAGCUGGUACCUCUAGCUGCUGGAGGCUUUUAACAGUUUACUAUUCCAAGUGCUUUAAGAGUCACUAGCAAGUCUUGUGACCACCCAGCUGUGGUCUCUAGCGCCAUUUUAGCUCUGUCUGACUAAAGCCAACAGUAAUGAGCUAGUUCUUGCAAUAAAUGAAAAGUAUUGAAGUAUUAAUAAGAACAAAUUUAAAGUGAUUUAAUAAUUUUAAUUAUUCAAAAACAAAUUUAUAACUUCAUGUUUAGAAAAUUUAUUUUUAUAUAGGCCUAUUGUAUUAAAUUUAUUGUUGUAACGAUUGCUACAUCCCACCUAUAUAAAAUAAAUUAAUGUUUUUUGUGUAAGUAAAAGAUAAAACUUUUUUUUAUAGACCUACUACAACUUAUUUGUUUUUAAUUUUUUUACUUACAAGCCCAUACAUACAUAAUAUUUAUGAUUAGUGUUUAUAUUUUAACAUUUUGCUUUUGCCUUGCACUCUUUUAACUUCUAUUAUGGUUGAUCAGAGAGAAAACCUCACAUCUAAUACCAACAGACGACAUUAUUUUUGUUUUAACUACACACACAGUGUGUUAGCAGCACUAGACUUAUAAUUUGUAGCGCUUGUUUCCCAGCUCCGUCUGACAGGACUUCUAGAACGCUGGAGAACCAGCAACUAGAGCUGCUGGAUCUCCCAGUGAGAACUAGCUGCUGAAAAAAGUCCCGUAUGACAGAGGCUUUAGACAUGAUUGUAAAUCAUAGCUGUUACAUAAAAAAACUCGCUCCUGUCUGUAAUUGAAAGAUAAGAUACAUUAUAGCCUUUAUGCAUCUACACUUGCCUGUACUUUCUGAUUGUUUCCUUCUUGCUUACCUCUGCUCUCCCUAGUAGUCAAAUCUAGUAUACUUUUCACUUUGUCACUUUUUAUAGGAUUCCUAAGGUUUCAGUGGCAAACAAACACCUUGAAUCAUUCGUUUUAUAACAGAAAAUAUAUUAUUUGAUUUUAUAACACAUUAAUGAUUUUGAAUGAUUCUGUAUUUCAAAACAUUACUUUGUAUAUACCUUGCUGCAGGCGAUUUAGGUCGACUAAUCUAUAGUCUACUGUAAUAAGUAUUUCCCUAAAUAACUUAGUGAAUAUGUUGUUUUGAUUGAUAUUUGUAUGUGUUCAGAAUAAAAUUGUAUUUGUUUUGUUCUCUUAGUGAA
Molecule: messenger RNA, 2948 nt
Organism: Macrosteles quadrilineatus (aster leafhopper)
Lineage: Eukaryota; Metazoa; Arthropoda; Insecta; Hemiptera; Cicadellidae
Product: putative GTP-binding protein 6
Exons: 1
Coding region: 1-1590 (529 amino acids)
Cellular component (GO): cytoplasm
Molecular function (GO): ribosome binding; GTP binding
Source: RefSeq, a predicted model, not a curated record